Molecule: messenger RNA, 1192 nt
Organism: Nicrophorus vespilloides
Lineage: Eukaryota; Metazoa; Arthropoda; Insecta; Coleoptera; Silphidae
Gene: Adat1
Product: tRNA-specific adenosine deaminase 1
Exons: 3
Coding region: 47-1192 (381 amino acids)
Biological process (GO): RNA processing
Molecular function (GO): RNA binding; adenosine deaminase activity
Source: RefSeq, a predicted model, not a curated record
CUAACCUUCAAAUCGCCAAUAAUGUCGUAAGGUAAAAUGCAAUAUUAUGUAUGACGAAGGGUUUCACAGGAGGAUAGCUACUCUUAGCUAUUCCAAAUUCGAAAAUCUACCCAAAUCUGGUAAACCCACAUCGAACGAAUGGACGAUCCUCUCGACGAUAACAAUGGAAAUCGAUGGCAAACUUGACAUUGUUUCCCUUGCCACUGGAUCCAAAUGCAUCGGGGCAAAAUCCAUGUCUUCAGAUGGGGAUAUCCUGAACGAUUCGCAUGCUGAAGUCUUAUGCAGACGUGGCUUCAUUAAAUAUCUAUACCUUAACUUAAAUGACCCGAACUUGUUCGUUAAAAACGACAACAAAUUCAAAUUAAAAGAUUCUGUAAAAUUUCACUUCUUCACAACUCACGUCCCUUGCGGCGAUGCUACCAUAUUCCCAAAGAACGCAGAUUUUGAUAACUUGGGUAAUUUACUUGACGAUUCCGAAGAACCAUCAAAUAAAAUGAUCAAACUUGAUACUCAUAGAACAGGAGCCAAGUGCUUGUUGGAGGAUGAAAAAUGCGAUCCAUUGGAAGAUGGUCUCAAUUACCAUGCUGUUGGAGCAGUCAGAACUAAGCCAGGUAGAGGUGAUCCGACGCUUUCCGUCUCGUGCAGCGAUAAACUUGCGAAAUGGAUGCAUCUCGGUCUGCAAGGAUCUCUCUUGAGCAUAUUAAUCGAAGCACCUAUUCAUCUUACAUCAUUUACGAUAGCUGGAGGGACUACCUUUAAUGUUGAAGCUUUAAAUCGCGCCCUGAUUAAUAGAUUUUUGAAAAUUCAAUUAGAACCUCCUUACAAUGAAACAAAGACAUGGUUUAUAGCCCAGAGCGAUGUACCUUUCAAACAUUGCAAGGAUGAAAUGAAGCAAGCGUGCCCAUCAAGCAUAAUUUACUAUAAAAACGAGAAAGCACAGGUAGCUGUGAAUGGAAAAAGGCAAGGAGUAACAAAGAAGAACAGGAAUACAGCUGCUGGUAGGUUAUCUGUGUGCCGUAUAGAAUUGUUCCGGGAAUUUGUGAAAUUUCGUCCGGAUUUUUGUGAUGCAACUUACGAUGAAGCAAAGAAAGCCUCAGAAGAGUACCUACGCAAUUGGGUUAUAUUCAAGGAAAAAGCGUUCAAAGUUUGGCCGCAAAAGUGUAACAAACUUGUACAAUUUAAAAUAAAAUGA